This is a messenger RNA of Anneissia japonica, 1566 nucleotides long. RefSeq names its product tigger transposable element-derived protein 4-like. Lineage: Eukaryota; Metazoa; Echinodermata; Crinoidea; Comatulida; Comatulidae. The coding region runs from base 1 to 1566 and encodes 521 amino acids. Gene Ontology annotation, molecular function: DNA binding. The transcript has a single exon. Gene Ontology annotation, cellular component: nucleus. The record is from RefSeq and is a predicted model, not a curated record.
AUGUCAGCUCAGAAACGCAAGCGAACCGACUUUACGCUGAAGGAGAAGAAGGAGAUCAUCGAUGCCGCGAAGAAGGAGCCGAAUCAGUCCAAGUUGGCCAGGGAGAUUAGCAAGAAAUGGGGCGUCGAAGUUAAGAGAACCACCGUGAAGGGCAUUCUCAGCAAGAAGGAUGCAAUCGAGGCUGCAAUCAAAGCUGGAUUUCCAUCGAAGCGCAUGAAGUUGACGCAGGCUCACGACCCGAAGCUUGAUGAGGGAGUGCUCAUGUGGCUGAAGCAAUCAAGAGGACAGAAUGUGCCUGUCAGCGGCGAUCUGAUCAAGGAGAAGGCGAUGAAACUGGCCGAGCUGAUGCACAUCCCAGACUUCAUGGCGAGCGACGGUUGGUUGGGCAAUUUCAAGAAGCGCCACGGCAUCACGUUCAAGACAGUGCAGGGCGAAGCUGGAGCGGUGGAUUCGCAAUCCCUUCUUGAGUGGCAACAACAGGUUCUCCGGCCCUUACUCGGGCAGUUCUCCGCAGACGACGUCUUCAACCUGGACGAGACUGGACUCUUCUGGCAGCUGCUUCCGAACAAGACCAUGGCUUUCAGGGGAGAGCGGUGUACUGGAGGAAAGAAAAGCAAGCAAAGGAUCACUCUUCUGGUUGGGGCAAACAUGAGCGGCAGCGAGAAGUUCCCUCUUCUGGUGAUUGGCAAUUCCAAGAAACCCCGUGCCUUCAAGAACAAAGAGAUCCCGGUCAAGUACAAGGCGAACUCGAAGGCGUGGAUGACGGCGGAGCUUUUCGAGGAGAUGUUGCGUGCGUGGGACGGACGACUCGGCCAGCAGGGACGCAGAGUGCUGGUCUGUCUCGAUAACUUCUCUGGCCACCCUCCCGAGCUCGAGCUGAACAACAUCCAACUGGUCUUCUUCCCACCCAACACGACAGCCAAUUCGCAACCAAUGGAUCAGGGAAUCAUAGAGAACCUCAAGCGCCACUACAAGAAGCUCCUGCUAUGCCGCCGGCUUGAGGCCAUAGACGAGGGAAAGGAGUUCAAGUUCACGUUGCUCGACGCUCUACACGUCGCCCGGCGUGCUUGGGAGCAGGUCGGCAAGUCGACGAUCAGGAACUGUUUCGCGAAGGCCAAGUUCAUCGAAGAGGAGAUCCAAACUGAGCCACAGGAUGCGGAGCUGCCCGACAUCUGGGAAGCUCUGCCUGCCGAGGAAAAGAUGCACGAGAACGAGGAGAUCGAGCUGUCUGACUUUCUCGAAGCCGACGAGCGCCUCGCGACUGGCGGGUAUUUCACGCUGGAGGAGAUUGCGGAGGAGAUUCUGUGCAGUGAGGAGCCGGUGGAAAGCGAAGAUGACGAGGUAACUGUCGAGGAGGAAAUCGUUCCGUUCGAGGAAGCCCAGCGCGCUUGUAGCACCGUCCGGAAGUUCAUGCAGCAGAGAAGCGGGAAGCCCGGUGUGAUGCAAGCGUGCGAUCGGCUAGACAACGAGAUGCACGAGAUCCGCCGAAAGAAGAUGCGCCAGCCGACGAUUCUUGAAAGCUUUGUGUGUCGUGAAUUUCUCGCCAUGCCAUAUGUUAGUGUGUGA